AUGAGCGGCUUAGAGAUUGGGCUUGCUUUGCCCGGUAUCAUUGAUUUAUGUUUAACAUACGGAAAAGACAUUGUGACCGCAUACAAGGAUUUCAAACAUGCUGAUGAAGAGGUCGAAGAGCGUAAACUUGCUAUCGACGCUGCUUGGGCCAAAACAUCAGAACAAUUAGCCUUUCUACGUCGUGUGUGGGAUAGACUAAGCGAAAAUUACCGGGACCUCCAGAGCCGCAUGCUUCGUCAUUUCGAGAAAAAGCUAGAGGCUGCCGUGAGGGAGCUCAGCAAACUUGACGAUCAGGCCGCUAAGAGCGGAAGUCGGUUGCUAGGCAAGUCAAAGGCAGCGAAAUAUGCUUUGUUGAAAAAGGAAUCGCUCGACAGGGCAAUCCAGAAUCUUCGAGUGUGGCAAAAUGAGUUCGAUACGACCUGGUACUUGGUUCUGCUAAUAGCCGAUGAGGCCAUUGACAAAGCGUUGGUCAAGCGCACAGGAACUGAGAAAUUAUCUGUUGCUAGACAUGUACGGAGUGCGCUACGACCAGAGCCACAACGAGAGGCUACGGUUUUCCUUUCCGGAAGCAAGCUUCAGUCUGCUAAACGCUCUGAAAUCCCAUAUUCAACAUCAGAAGUGGUCGAGAUUGCGGGCGGCGGUACGUUUAUCUUGGAUUCUGCGGACUGUUCGUCUAGAAAAGACGCUGUCACAUUCUCAAAGAAUGUACGGAGCCUAGCUAUAAGACUUCAACAGGUCGAUGCGAAUGGAUUUCAUCUCCUUAAAUGCCAUGGUGUGGCUCGCAUAACGGACCCAAACACUAAGCAGCUUCUCUCAUUCGACUUCAUCUUCAACUUCCCCAAAGGAUGCCAGAAACCCCAGAGUCUUCGGAGCCACCUUCUCUCCCGCGUAACCCAUUCUCUCAGUGACAGAAUCAGUCUUGCUAAGCAGCUUGCCACAUCUAUCAGCUAUAUCCAUGUCCUGGAAUUUGUGCACAAGAAUAUUCGCCCAGAGACUAUUUUGAUUUUUGAAGGCGUUGGAUCUCAUCUAGGUCCAUUAUACUUGCUAGGAUUCAGAGCAUUUCGCAUGGCUGACAACAAAACAUUACGACUGGGCAACUCUAUUUGGUCUGAAAACAUCUACCAACAUCCUGAUCGACAAGGAAGCAACCCCUGUGUGGACUAUGUCAUGCAGCAUGAUAUAUACAGCCUCGGAGUAUGCCUCCUCGAGAUUGGACUUUGGGAUUCACUCGUGAGUAGCGAAGGAGACGCAAAUGGCUCGCUAGCUGGUGUGAACUGUGAUCCUUCGACCUUCAAUAGAGAUAGUUCGCUUAAGGAUCACUUCAUGACGUUGGCGAAGAAACAGCUACCGAUUAGAAUGGGAGAGAUGUACACGCAGGUUGUUGUUAACUGUCUAACUUGCAUGGAUGAAACGAACGAAGAUUUUGGCGAUGAGAGCGAAUUCGAGGAUGGCGAUGGCAUCCUGAUUGGGGUCAAAUACAUUGAGAAGGUAUAG
Molecule: messenger RNA, 1494 nt
Organism: Penicillium crustosum
Lineage: Eukaryota; Fungi; Ascomycota; Eurotiomycetes; Eurotiales; Aspergillaceae
Exons: 2
Coding region: 1-1494 (497 amino acids)
Biological process (GO): protein phosphorylation
Molecular function (GO): ATP binding; protein kinase activity
Source: RefSeq, a predicted model, not a curated record